CUGUCUGCUUUGAGGGUUGGGGGAGGAUGGGCUUCUCACAGAGCCUCUCUCUCGGGCCUCUUGGCAGUUCCCCCCUCCUUGCCCCUCAUACUUCCACCAGAAGGCAGAGAGCGUAGCAUCUCCCUGAGCCACGUCGCUUGGGGGACACCAUACCCGGCUGAGCUCUCGCCUCCGGCACUGUAACCACAUCCAGAUCCAGGAGAAGUGGCAACAUGCACUAGCUGAUGAGAAUUAAGAGAAGGCUUACAAGGAGAAGCGGAAGCCAGAGAGGUUCCCAUGGAAAUGGAUAUGAUCACCCCAACCCUUUCAGAAAUCAGAGGGGGGACCUCGGAGGCCAGGACUCUGCAGGAAACUGGUGGCAGCCUGGACAGUGGCAGCAGCCCCAGUCCUGUCAGGGAAUCGCCAGCAGCACAAACCGUCUCCUGCCUUUGCACCGGUUACACCCCACGAAACAGCAAAUGUUGCUUGGCGGCCAGCUCCACACGUUGGUGCAUGGGGGUGGCUCAAGUGCCUGCAGGCUGGACUCCGGCACAGAGAGCUCCCUCACUACAUAAAGACCACAGCAGUGCCAUCUUUUCUGGGUUCGCGGGCUUCCUCGCCAUCCUCCUGACCACCAUGAUUUUCUACGGCCUGUGGAACUGGAAUAAAUUGAAGAAGCGACAAGUUCCUUACUUCCGAGUUACCAUCAUGCCCUUACUGACUCUGUCUCGACCCAGACAAGGAGCCAAAAAUAUUUAUGACUCCUUGCCCCAGAGGCAAGAAGACCUGGGGAGACGUCAGUCAAGGAGUAACCGUAUUUUCAGUACCGAGAGCCUCCUCUCCAGACAUUCUGAGAGCCCUCCUUCUGAGCAUGUGCUCUCCCAAGCAGGCAAUGUCCUCUGGGUGCACAGAGACCACUAUCCUGCCAACGGCUAUACAGUGGGCAUCUAUGACAAUGCCACAGGGCUCCAGAUGCGUGGGGACCUCACUCCCUCAGCACACUAUGUCAAUGUCACAGCAACCAGAGACUGCCUGAGCAUUUCUUCAGAGGAUUCCAGAGAUUACAUCAAUGUCCCCACGGCGGGACAGAUUGCUGAGACUCUUCUGGCUUCUGCCAACGCCACCCCCACGAACAGUUUUGCCCCCCCAAGUGCUCAGAAGCUGGAGCUUACUGAGGAAAGAGAGCAGGGCUGUGGGAAUGCCAGUGACCGCACCAGUUUUUGGUCUCCAAGGUCUGAGAGCGAUGAUCCGCCCAGCGAUGAGGAAAGUUCUUCUGAGACCUCAAAUGACUAUGUCAACAUGGCAGGGUUGAAUCUUGAGGCCAUCCGCGGGAAGCAGCCCUGGAUGGUUUCUCAGUGCUACAGAGAUUAUGAAAAUGUCCCAUCGGCACAUGCCAGCGGAAACCGGCAGCGGGCGGAGGAAGAAGUGACGUCCUCAAACACAGACCAUGUCGAAGGCAGGACAGAUGGUCCAGGGACCCACGUCCAGUUUGUCAUGCAGUCAGGGAGGUUCGUGGCUCUAGGGGAUUAUGUGACCUAUCCACCAUCUGCACAGAAGGAGACUAGUCAGAUGAAACAUGGAGAAGAGAGGCCAAAUGAGGCCUCUGAUGACUACGAGAAUGUGUUAGCUGCCAACUUCGGAGACGUGGACCCCAAGGGGCCAGACGCAUAGCUCCUUCCUGAAGAAUUAGGCCCCAGGCACCCAGCUGGAGAGCUAUGGGGUGCCAGAUCCACAGCCACCAGAGGGUCUAGUAAAGACCCUUGAACAUCCUUGUAUUUCAGUGGGUUCGCUCAGGUUAGAGUAGUACAAAGAGGCCGAGAUACACAGGAGUUAAGGAAGUCACAAAAGCCAAGGUCUGGGAAAGCCAGAAAGGAAUUCUUCUGAAGCAGGCUGCUGUUAUCUCUCAUACCAACCUAAGAAUGUUUGCUGAAACUGCCUUAUAGGAUGGUUAGCAGAUUAAAAAUGCGAGAGUACUUUAGUGCACGGUGGAAACGUGAAGUAGCCUAAAAGCGUUACCUUCACAAAUACCAGCAGGCUGCAAAGCAAGAAUGCAGAUUCGUCUGUAAUCCAGGCAGAGGCCAAAAAGAAGGGACAAGUCAGAGUUGGGGUGGGGCAGCAGCUGCCACUUGAAAGAGAGUGUGGACAACCAAAUGCUAGAGAAAGAUGUGGAACACCGGGAAUUGUCAUUCAUUGCAAAGUAUAGUAUCCACUUUGGAAAGCGAUUGGAUAGUUUCUUAAAAGCACGCGUGUAUUAUACAACCCAGCCAUUCCACUACUAGGCGUUUACCCAAGAGAAUUGAAAAUUUGUGUUCAUGCAAAAGCCCAUACGUGACUAUUUAUAGCAGCUUUAUUCAUAAUGCCAAAACUAGAAAUAACUCAGAUGCCCUUCAACAGGUAAAUGGAAAAACAAACUGUGGUAUGUCCACACAACGGGGUUGUCUAUACUCACCAGGAAAAAGGAUUGAACUAUUGGUUCAUGUGACCACAAGGACAAAUCGUAAGUGCAUUUGGCUAAGUGAAAGAUGCUAGACCUAAAAAUCUACGUAUUGUAUGAUUCCAUUUCUAUGGCCUUCUGGAAAAGGCAAAACUAUAUGAGAAGGAAAACAGGUCAGUAGUUGUCAGGUUUGGGGAAAGGAGAGAAGUUUACUAUAAAGGAAUUUUUAGGGUAAUGGGGCUAUUCUGUAUUGGUACUGUGGUGAUGGAUACGUGACUCUAUAAAUCUGUCAAAACACAAAAAAACUAUACAGCCCAACGAGUGACUUUUAUUGUAUGUAUUUUUUUUUUUUUAAUUAACCACGCUGUCAGGGGAAGCCAUGAUGGAAUGCAGAUUAAGACAAAUAAAACCUAACUGUCUUACGAAUGUAUGAUAUAGCCUCACGGAAGGUGGGGCCGAGGGGGAAGGAGCUGACUAAUUAACUUUGGAAAAUAAUGUUUUCACUUGAAACUGUAAGAUAAGGACACACACACACACACAAACCUGUACAUAACACUGUACUCUAGUUGGUAAAUUUGUAUCUCAGAGGAGGACAGGUUAGCAAUUCGGAAACUCUUUAAAUGUAUACUAAGUUUGAACAAAUAAGUAAAUAUAGAUAAGGAGAAGCAGAUUUCUUACUAUCAGAAAAAGAGGACACAAGUACAAGAGGCUACAAUAAACUCUGUGGUGUUGAUGAACUAGAGUUGGAGGCAUAGUUUGAACUCUUGUUUACUUUGAUAUAGGUAUGAAUAGAUACAGAAAUAAAUAUAGAUAUGUAUAGAAAUAGGCUAGUAUACAUAUAUUUCUCAGCUCUGUCCACGGGGACAUCUAGAAGCAAUGGCACCCUGGAAGCAAUGGACACACUGAGCACUCAGGUCUUGGUUUCUAAAUAUCAUUCUCAAUAAAAGGAAACAGAGCUCCUUGGAAAAAUGGCUAGUUCUAGAGCUGGGACUGGGAAAACACAUGGGGAGC
Messenger RNA from Puma concolor (puma), 3424 nucleotides. RefSeq names its product lymphocyte transmembrane adaptor 1 (gene LAX1). NCBI's taxonomy places the organism in Eukaryota, Metazoa, Chordata, Mammalia, Carnivora, Felidae. Gene Ontology annotation, cellular component: plasma membrane. Gene Ontology annotation, biological process: intracellular signal transduction; lymphocyte activation; antigen receptor-mediated signaling pathway. The record is from RefSeq and is a predicted model, not a curated record.